This is a messenger RNA of Eurytemora carolleeae, 1013 nucleotides long. RefSeq names its product nucleobindin-2. Lineage: Eukaryota; Metazoa; Arthropoda; Copepoda; Calanoida; Temoridae. The transcript is spliced from 10 exons. The record is from RefSeq and is a predicted model, not a curated record. Gene Ontology annotation, cellular component: extracellular exosome; endoplasmic reticulum-Golgi intermediate compartment. The coding region runs from base 24 to 1013 and encodes 329 amino acids. Gene Ontology annotation, molecular function: calcium ion binding.
UUGCGCCCCUGAACUACAGCUGAAUGUUUGAAUGUUUGAAUACUUUCAGUACUAUUAUAUCGUGUUCUACUAUGGCUGGAUGGACUAGAGUUACUAGAAAUACUUAUUUUAUUUUGAUAUUAAUAAUGAUAAAAAUGGUUUCACUCACUGCCACCGAUACGGGAUCAACAAAAGAAAAAGAUGUAAUAGAAAAUGAUGACUCUAUGAACCAUCUACCCGAGGCGACCUUCCAAAAGUAUGCCCACCGAGUGUUUUAUAUUCUGGAGAAAACAGAAUGGAAAAAUAUUUCCCAUAACUGGUGGAGGAAGAGAAACGAUCCCCAGAGUGAAUUAACUGAGAAUGAGAUAAAUGAACUAGUAACAUUAUUGGACGGUUUAUUGGAGAAGGAUUCAAGCAAUUUGACACAAAAGGAAUUAAAUUACGUCAAGAAACGAGAAAUUGAUCAAAUAAGAAGAAGAAUACUCCCGAGAAAAAAGUAUCUUCAAAAAGAUUUUCAGGAACCAGAUCACUUAGACAUGACAAGAAUAAAGUUUGAUGGCCAGGACUGGAAACUUCUGAUACGAGCCUUUGAAAAACAUAGAAGAGAAUGGACACAUCUAAGAGAAUUAAACUGGAAGCAGUUUCAGAUGGAGAAAUUAUUUCAGGAAAAGCAGGUUCUCCGGCAUAUGAAGAACGAUGUAGAGAGGAAAAAAGAGAUUGAGAGGAUUGAGAAACAUAAAGCUGAACUUUCAAAUAUAGAGUUAAAGCAUCCGCUAACGAAGAACCAAGUUGAGGAGGUUUGGGAGGAGAAAGACAAUUUACCAAAGGAAGAGUUUAACGAAAGAACUUUCUUUGCUCUGCAUGAUUUAGAUAGUAACGGGUUCUUGGAUGAACAUGAAGUUAAUCUAAUCUUGUUGGUAAUCCAUCUAUUAAUGGGACUGUUCACACAUUCAAUCAUUGGAAUGUUUUAUUUACACAUUUACACAUUUACACAUUUACACAUUUACGCAUUUGUUAAUUUAAUCAUUUAUUAA